Acanthochromis polyacanthus (spiny chromis) is the source of this 10106-nucleotide messenger RNA. RefSeq lists its product as uncharacterized. The coding region runs from base 397 to 3057 and encodes 886 amino acids. Lineage: Eukaryota; Metazoa; Chordata; Actinopteri; Pomacentridae. Gene Ontology annotation, cellular component: cytosol; cytoplasm. Gene Ontology annotation, biological process: protein dephosphorylation; negative regulation of JUN kinase activity. The transcript has 4 exons. Gene Ontology annotation, molecular function: MAP kinase tyrosine/serine/threonine phosphatase activity; protein tyrosine/threonine phosphatase activity. The record is from RefSeq and is a predicted model, not a curated record.
UCCCGUCACCGUCUCCUCACACACGCGCCGCAGCUCCCACUGACACACGCUCAGACGUGACGCCAGCUGAGUGAGCCAAGCACUCCUGAUGACAUUUAUUUAUUCGUCUGUUCCCUCCGUCAGAGCCGUGCAGCCUCCACUCACACCACGUCUCCUCUUCAGUUGAUUUUUAUUCUUUUUUUUUCUUCCUUAUUUAGAUCUGACUGUUUUCCUCUGAAGUAGGCUGCAUGUGCAAAACGAGCAGGCAGGGAAGGUGUUACACAUCUGGAUCAUACCAACACAUCGGGUCGUGCAGCUCGGGGGCCACCACAGACAUGAGGAUCUCUCAUUCCGCUGCGCAUAAAUGAUGAAUACACUACGGGACUGCUGCCACUCUUGAUCUUUGCAUAAACCCAGAUGCCUCCCCUCCCUCUUGACGAGCGCAUAGUGGUUAUUCAGCGCCCUAAAAACCUAGCCCUAUGUGAGGCUUCCCCACAAACCAUCCCGCAGCACUCGUCUCAAAUUACAGCCUCCUCCAAUGGACAAGUCGCCCAGCCUCCUCAUCUCCAUCCUUCUCAGUCUCAUUUUUACUCACCCGCCUGUAAAUCUCUGACUCUGGAAUGCAAGCGGAGGGCCUCCCGUGUGCAGAAAUUCAAGGGCGACCAGCCUGCCAACCCAGCGGGUGUCAGACACAUCCCUAGCCACUGCCACAGCAAUGGCACUGUAACUCUCGGCCCACGCCUGCCCUCCCACACACAUACUAUUGAUAUCAGGGUGACAGUGGACAAAGGAGGACGAGGAGGAGGAUUCAGCAAUUCAUUAGGGCGCAGUGGCAGUGUAAGAGGUGGCAGAGGGAGAUGUGUCUCAUCACAGUUAGAUCAAGGACAAUGUGAGAGAAAAAACGCAAGUGCAGGGCGGCCAGGUGGAGCCGAACACAAGUCACAACGAGUUCGUCAGCUGUCAUCUUCCCCUGGAGGGGUCCUGCAGUUUGUCCCCGCUCAGGCACAGCAGCAUAAGUUCAGGGGUGAAAAAGAGAAGGAAAACACGAGUUUUCUCAACAGAAGUGACCAGGAAUUUCCCUCCUUAGGUCACAGGAAGAAUUCCAAACUGGGAACUGUCCAUCAGAGUCAUAAUAGUCACGGUCAGCCCUACCACCACAACUCUGUCCCCGUGCCCCAUGCUGCCAUCCUAAACUCCAACUACCCCCCAUCCCCUCCCUCCCAACCCGCCCAUGUCCCAGUCUCCUUUCAGCAGCUCAGCCAGCCUCACCCGCCUCGUUCCAGGGAUCACCGCCCUCAUAUUCUUCAUGGUUUACCCCUCUCCCCCUGCUCCUCCCAUGCUGGAGGCUUCCCCAGCCCCGACCACACCUGCACCAUCGAUUGCACCCACCCAUUCAGCUGCGGCUGCUGGAGGUUGGUAAGAUGCAGAGGGUGUAAAGGACACUCUGCCAGCUUCCAAGGGGGUGGAGGAAGCACUUCCACCUCAUUUUCGUGCGGUCACAAUGUUGGAGCAGUAAAGAGAGGCGGUAAAGAAAUGGGCCUGAGAAAUCUGGGUGGGUGUCUUUCCACCGCCUCCACCUCCAACACCUCCUCCUCCAACAGUACUGCGUCUGACUGCCGAGCAAGUCUGUUCAAACCCCUCCGCUGUGCCUCCUGCUCUGGCGAGGCCGGAAACUUCGAAAGUCCUGCUAUCCUCCGCAAAAAGCUGGUAGGAGGAUGCCUGCCCUGUACCCCGCUGUCCUCUUCUGCCCCUCUGAGGGCCAUACAGAGCUGCGUUACGGGCUGCAACCCCAAAGCCUCCCAGACGGGCAGUUCCACCUGCAGCUACUGCAGCAGCGACCCCAUAGUAGUGACGUUCAACCCUCGCCGAGGCAAACCCCCCGGAAGAAGCACUGGAGCUGCUCAUCCAAUGGCCAUGUUCCAAGGCGAUGAUGAUGACUACAGCGUCCGUACCAUCUGGCCUGAAGAACUGGCCAAGAAGAUGACCCAUUCUAAGGCCCAGAAGAAUCACUGUGCUGGGAUGGGAGUGGGCGUUGGGAAGGCCUGUGCUAGCCAGGCCCAGAACAGCAGUAAUGGAACAGGCCUCGUCCUCUUGGACUGUCAGAACCUCCAGGAGUACACACAGACUCCGCAUACAGACCGUGCUGGUCGGCGACGCCUUCAGCAGGGAAAAAUGGCCUCCUUCGAUUUCAUGGGCUGCAGGUCUAGAUCCGAGUACGAUGACGGGCGCAACUCACUGAAAAGGCUCCUGAAUAAAGCAGAAGAUGCAGGAAUGAGCGAUGGCCCCGAGCAAGACGAAGACAUAGCAUAUCCCCGCUCCCCCUCUCCCCGCUCUGCAUCCCCUCCAUCACCUGUGUCCUUCUCCCCUCCACCAUCCGCCCCAAGCACCCUCAUCAAACCCAAACCCUGGCAGAGAGAAAGGGAAGGAGGACACUCUCUGCCAUCGGCUCACUCUCUUCACCUGGCCCUGAACUCCCUGAACAGAGAGCAAGAUGAGGAGAACAGCAGAAUGCACCUCUCCCUGCCGCUGUCCUCCUCGUUGCCGGCGUCUCUGUCUGAUGAGAGUGUGAUGACUCCUGAUGCGGAGAAUGCUGUGGUCAGUCCAAUCCUGCCUUUCCUGUAUCUGGGGAAUGAGAGAGACGCCCAGGACCUGGACCUGCUGCUGCGCCUCAACAUCGGCUACGUGGUCAAUGUGACCACCCACCUGCCCCUCUACCACGUCAACUCUGGACUGCGCUACAAAAGGCUCCCAGCCACCGACAACAGCAAGCAAAACCUUCGACAAUACUUUGAGGAGGUUUUUGAGUUCAUCGAGGAGGCAUAUCAGAGUGGACAGGGAGUGUUGGUACACUGCCAGGCAGGCGUGUCUCGUUCUGCUACCAUCGUCAUUGCCUACCUUAUGAAGCACACCCUCAUGACAAUGACAGAUGCCUACAAGUACGUGCGGAGCCGGCGACCCGUCGUGUCCCCGAAUCUAAACUUCAUGGGCCAACUUCUGGAGUUUGAGAGGGACCUCAACUCCGGGGUGACUCCUCGCAUCCUGAUGCCUAAACUGAACGGUGUGGAGACGCAGGUGUGAGCAAGGUCAGGAGAGUGUUGAGUCCCUGUGUGUGAAGAAGAGAGAAACAUAAUGAGCAUGAAAGAAAGAGUGCAGCACAUUUUAGAAGAGAGACACGGUGAGUGAUAUUACAACUGGAAAAUGCUGGUGAGUUAGUGCACUUUUAAUACUGUGAAACACGAGACAAAAGACUGGAUGGUUCAUUUGUUUAAGUAGCAACAACUUGAUCCUCAUCCAGUGUACUCUUUAUAAGAUAAUGUGCCAAUAUUUUGUAUAGAUCGAACAUCACUCAGAUAUCUCUUGUUUUUUUUUCUGAUACCUCUUCCUUUCUGUUCCUGUUGUUUACAUUCACAGCCACAUACAGAAGUACAGUGACUUUUAGUCCAAGAAUCAUAAAUGCAUGCAAAAAUGAAAACUCCACCUUUCAGCCACAACAAAGUUCUGAUGUUUCCGCCACAUGUAGCAACACACUGGCCAUUACAAUGCACUUUACUUCCCAUGUAAUUAUUCUUUUUUUUUAUUAUCAAUAACUCAGUUGUCACAAAGAUGAGAAGAAUUUGUCACAUAGACCUCAGUUCCUGCUUUACUGUUAACAAUAACAUGCUCGUGGGUUAUUUUCUGAUUUGAGAACUGUGCAAUAGAGCAGCAUGGACCUAGCAUUGAAACUUAUCACAGAAGGAACAAACAGCUCAUUAAAAUUGUUACAGUGGUUUUAUUUCAGUGUAGUCCUGUACGUUAGCAAAGGAAACGUAUUGCAGAGUUAUUGGAGUAUCAAUAUGAUGCAAGAAAAUGUGUCAUUAACAUAUUAAUGUGGACAAAAAAAAUCACCUAAAUAUGCAGGUUAAUACACUGAAAUAAGCUCAUUAUAAAAGCAUUUGCGCAACAUUGUUAGAUUUCAAGUAUAUUUGACCCCAGGUGUAGGUUGGCAGGUUUUGUCCUGCUGUUCAAAUGUGCUUUAAACAACAGACCUUCUCCAACUGUGCACUGUUUGUUUAAUUCAUACAACAGAUGUAUUGUUUUUGUUCAUUUCUUUUUUUAUUAUGUAAAAAAGCUGGUUUGAUGUUUAGCAUGAAACAGUCCUGUGAUGGCGCAUGGGCUGGUAUUUGUUACAUUUUUAAAGAGCACAUGGUACUUUGAUUUAACGUUAAUCUGCCUGUUCGGGGACUCUAAGCAAAUUAGUUUUGUGUUUUUAAAGAAAACUGUGUGAAACUUCAUGUUUUUAUUGUGUAACUGUUUAUUUCUGACCUUGACUGGCCUUUGGCAGUUUAUAAGUGGUAUUUCUCAAGUGGAACCACAUUUCCAGAAUGGGACUAAUUUGGAUUUUUUUGUCAUGAAUACUCUCAAAGCCAAAUCUACGUUGUAUUUAAUUAUUUUCAUACCUUUGUGAAGGAGUCAAAUGAGUCAGAAACAUCGCCGUUUUCUUUAGAGCUGGUGAUGUAUUAGGUAAUAUUGUUUUUUUUGCUCCCCGUCUUCUUUUGCCUUAUUGACCAUACUGAACUUCUCAACUGUGUCCCUCAUGACUAUGCAUUACCUUUAUUAUGAAGGCUUUGGUUUGAUUACAGAAGGCUACUUGAUUCACUGUGAACCCUUUGCCUGCAUUGUUAAGGUUUAAUCCUGAGCUAAGCCUAUUUAUCACACUUCAAAUUACAGCCCCUGCUCAGUCAAGCUGCACUCUGAAUCUUCAAGGUUGGAUUUAGUAAAAAAAAAAAAGAACUAUAAGUGGACACUGGAAGCUAUGAGGCAAAGUGUCCUGCCUUUAAGGAGCCCAUAUUAUGCAUAUUUUGAGGUUCAUCGCUAUUGUUGGGAUCUACUGGAGUAUAUUUACAUGCUUUCAUGCUUUCUGAUUGGUCUAUUGGCCCAACAAAGUGAGGCAAUUUUGGGGCCAAAACAGCUGCUAGACAGGUGUUGUACAAAUGUGUUACAUGGUGAUGUAGAUAAGUAACAGAAGCAAAGCAUGGGCUUUAAAUGAGGUGUUUCUGGGAGGUAAGGAGCACAGUUUCCUGUUAGUGUGGAUGUUGAGUUUUGUAAGUUUGCAGAACUUUUGCAUUCAUAACAAAGUUACAACACGCUACAUGAAAGGGAAGAACUUAAAAAGCACAAUAUGGCCUCUUUAAAGCAUCUUUUUAUUAAAAAAUAAUUUUAUUUCUCCAAAAGUGAUAAUAGAUCAGUUAUAAUCUACUAAUUCAGUGCAGAUUGCCUUAUGUGAUAUGCAGUGUUCUCAUAAUUUUGGGGCUAUAAAUGGUGUGAAAGAAGGAGGAAAAAAUGCAGUUGAUUCAGCUCUGACUUUCAACCUGAUUAAAACUGAUUAGAGCUGCUGUUUCCAAUCUGCUAGAUAAGGAUAGUCUUAUUUUGCACAUUUUCUAAACUGAUGCCAUACACAUUUUAUGAAAACUUUCAAGCAACAGUAGAUAAGGAGUCUCAGACUUAAUGUACUUGCAAAAAAAAUGAUGCAGUUCUUUGAGAAGGGCGAAGAAAAAGAGGAUACUUGUGUUUUUUAUGUGUUCUUUUCUUUUCUUCUUUUAGUUAUUUAAAGAUAGAAGUAAAAAAUGGUUAUGCAGACUUAUUGGUGACUGAAAGUCCAUAAAAAAACAAACAAAUCAAAAUCAGAGUGUAAGAGUUCACAGCACCAAGGUGCAACAGAGCUUUUUGCUUAAUUCCUCUAAUAUGUUGACCAAGUCCUAGUUGCCCCUUUUCCAGAUCUUCACUCGUGAUUUACUAAACGGCCUGCUACAACUUUCUAAAACCAAAAUGCCUUCGGUUUAGCCUUGUGUAAUUUGGUCCUUGGUUGCUGUCUAGAAUUUGUAAAAUGUUCCUGAAUUCUGCUUGUUGGAUUUAUUUUCUGGCGAAGUGACUUUGAUAAAGGCUCUAUAUUUUUCUACAGCUCUUCAUCAUGUCGGGAUGCACAUAUAUCUGUGUGCUUACAGUUUUUUUACAUGACUCUUUGUUUUAUAUGAAAGGCCGUCUGGACAGAAUGACAUCUUCCGACUCUGAUGUGACAACAUGGAUCUUCAGGCUUUCCGUUGCAGUAUUACACCUCCACUGUUAUCAGACCUCGGUAGUCGAGGCUCAACAUGCCGUAUACCUGUUUUUACCUCGCGCCUUUAUUUCAGCUGGAGAACCUUCAACCAAACAUGCUGUUCACUCCUCCUGUCUCUCCAGCUCAGCUCCCAGUAGGUGUAGAGUGAACCUUUGAAGAGGGCCUAUUGCUAUCCUUGAUUUUUAUACAGACUUUAUAUGCAAAAUGGCUGCCGAAGCAAUUUCUUUAAAUCCCCGCUGUAUGGACUUGAACUGUGCAGUUGAGUCACUGCUGACCUCAAGACGUUUGUACUCGAGAGACACAUCGAAAGGAACGUUUUUCUCUUUCAUUCAUAUGAACUGAAGGGCCAGUGUCGCUGUGAGUGUCAGUGUGUGUGUACAAAUCUUCCGUUUGUGUUUUGCACUUGAAAAGAGGAACGGUGUUACUGUGCAUAUGAAAACCUCUUGGGAACACUGUAUAUCUGUGCAUUGGUUAUUUGUGGGAACUUAAUUCUUCUCGUUUGUAUUUUAUUGCUCAUUUUUAAACAUUGUUAUUUCCUGUACCAAAUACUGAAUUUAAGGAUAUUGAUUCAUAGGAAUGAUGGGAUAACUCAAGAAAAAAGCAGACCACCUCCCUCCUUCCUGACGGGGGUAAGAACUCUUCAGGUACGACUAUCAUAGUAAUGCUGUGCUGUUUCGCCUUCCCGCCUCCUCCAGAGACCCAGAAACUCAUGUUAUCUAACCUGUGACGCUCUUCUGUCGCCUCCUUCCCUUUUCAUAAUGGAUUGUUUCUCUUAACCAAAUGUAAUAUUUUCAUAUUGUAAUAACUUGUCCUUGUAUUUAGACGACAUUUUUACCUUCAUGUAUGACUAUACUCUUCAUAAUUCUUUGAGGUGCACUGUGACAAAUACAAUGCUGCUAUAUCACAAAGACUUCUAUUCUGUACGUCACAUUUAGCGGAUGCCGAACGCUAAAGGUGGCUGAUACAAAGUGGGCCUGAAAACAGAGGCCCCGCUUAUGUCAUUUGAAUUCAAUCCAGGCUUCAUUGUGCUGCCUCGGUGCGGUGUAUUAAUCUCAGAGUGACUUUGUGCACAAACGUAGGAUCUGUAGCUGUUCCUGUUGGUCUUCCUUUACAAGCAUGAUAGAAAGGAAAGAGAGAGUAGCAGUAAAGUCUUUCUAAAAGCCCGUCUCACUUCUCACUGUGUUUAAAUAAAACUGUGACAAUGCUUUUCUUUUUUUUCUUUUUUUUUGGCAAAGGUGUUCAUUUUGACAGAAAUCUUGCCUAGGUUCAAUGAUACACUGAAUAUAGUUGUGUUUUUAAAAAAAAGUCCAAACAGACAGUUCAACUAUUUGACACUUCUGGUGAUCCGAGACUCCGUUGUAUUAUCAGCAAAAUAUGGGAAGCAGAACAUUUAAAAUUGCAAAAUUCUGCUAGAUGCAUAAUUGUAUCGCAUAUUGCAAAGUGCAGGUGGACAGUAAACACUGUGGUGCUGGCAUGUGCAGCAGAUUUACAUUUAUGAUUUGAAAUCAAAUGUUCAUGAAGGGGACAGAAAUCACAGAUUUAAACACAAAUCAGAAAACUGUUUUUUUUAACCAUGCUGCUGGCUUGGAUCUCAGGAUCGGUGGUUUUCCACUGCAGGAACAAAUUGGUACAAAUGUUUACAAGAAUGGUCUGAAUCGUCUCUUUCUGCGUUUGCGUUUCCAUUGUGGUGAAGGAUCCAACAGCUUUGACUGCAACAUUAACUCAGAGUACACACAAAUAGUAGUUACUGGGUGUAACUAUAGCUCUAAGUAGGAAAUAGAACAAUGGCAUUAAUCUAUUUGAUGACAUAAACGUAGUUGCCAUCGCCGUCAGUGUUAAAGAGAACAUUGUAUUUUUUGAGGACAGCAGAACAACAGUUUUUCAGAGCUACUCAAAAGUGCCAACGCUGAAGGAGGUACUUUUUUUAUCCCAAAAACAACCCUGAAAGAGCUUCUAUGAGGACGUUUUCUGUGGUUGUAACACACAAAAAUUCAGGUUGCCCUUAAACAGCCCGCGAGUUCCUGCAGUGGAAAAGCCUAAUGUUGGUCCCCAGAGGAUGAACUGUCACGAUCUUUGAUGAUCCUCGAUUUUUCAUUUAGUACUACUCUGAAGUUGGCAUUUGUUACUCCAACAAAAAUGUCUUGACAGCUGCUAUUGAGUUAUUUGCCAUUAGAUUUGGUACAGAUUGUCAAAGUCCUGUACAGAAAAAAAUUAUUGACUUUCCUCUGACUUUUUCUCCAGCACCACCAGUAGCUGAAACCACUUAUUGGGUAAAAUAUCUUAACAGCUCCGGGAUGAAUCGCUAUGAAAUUUGUUACAAUUAGAAUCUGCUGUAGCACCAUUUAAGCAAAUUUCAGUUUAAGUUGGACAGGUUAAGAUGCUGGCAUUAGCAUUUAGUUCAUAGCAAAUGCUUCCGUUGCUAGGAGGUCUGAGGACACUUAGUCUUGUUUUAGACAUGCAAACACUCACAAAUGUAAAACAACAACAAUAACAACAACAACAAAAAACCUGCAAAAACAGAGCUACAGUUAGUCUUUGAUAAAUAAACUGUACUGUGCAUAUUAACUUUAGUGUCCAAAUCUGCAUGUUUCAGUUGCAAGAUUUUAGUUGAUUUUAGCUCCACGAGAUAAAACUAUUUAUGAUAGUUGUUUCUUAACCAGUUAAGCUGGUAAAAAUGUCUCCAAAGUACUUCAUUAGUAUGAAUGACAUUUAUAGAAAUCUAUAUAGAAUAUCAUUAUUGUCAUUAUUGUCAUUAUCAACUAAUCUGCAGAUACUUUUCAAGGUUAAACAAUCGUUUGGUGAAUUAAAUGUAAAAAAAAAAAAAAGAAAUAUAAAUAAAAAAUCUGACAUUAACUAUUUAGAAUCCAAAAUAAUGUCUUUAAAAUGUGUUUGUUUAUCUGAUCAAAAGUAAAAAACACAAAAGAAUUUAGGCUCAUUAAUAUAAAUAACAACAAUAAGCAGCAAAUCCUGCCAUUUACAAAAGUAUAACCUAAAAAAACGUGUAGAAUUGUUCACUUAUUUUAACCUGAAAAAUAAUUAAAAUUGAUGGCACAUCAAAAUACUGGCUGAUUGUAAACAGUUUCAGCUCUAUACAGUAAGUAUAAGUGAUCUCAUGAAGUUAGAAUUCCAGAUCCACAGACUGGAGAAGGAUUCAUUAGCUGCCUUUCGCCUUGCAUACUGUGUUUUCUUUUGAGGUAAACUGCCUGAGGCUUACGGAAACUUGCAUUUAGAAUAUGUUUUGAACUAUUUUAAUUUGCAUCCUUACACAACAAAAUAUAUUCUUAGCAUACAUGUGCUUUGGGUUUAUUAACUUCAAGAAUCUUGAGUAGAUCUCAGAGAUAGUCCAAAAAAAUGCAUCUAUGAAUCAUAGUGUAGCACAAAAUAAUAUGCAAAAAGUCAAGUGGAAUUACACUGAAAUACUCUUCAGAGAAUCUGUAGGUAGCAAGUCAGCCAGUGUCAAGAUUUUCUCCGAUAUACACAGGCUUUUCACCCAUCCCCAGAGAGAAAUGAAGCUCAGAGGUUUGAGGUUUAGAAAGGUACAGAAGGUUCUGACAUGUAAAUGUAAAUGUGGAUGUAAAGAACAAGAGAAGUGAUUUUUGGUUGAGAUGUGACUAUUUUGUUAGCAUGACAUCAAACUCCGAUCCAGGCAGAACAGUUUGGCCAGAAAUAGGCACACUAGCUGCAUAAAGAGGCUCACAAAACAGCGUGUUUCAUAGAAGUGCUCUCUGGACAGUAGCUGCUGAUGAGCUCGGUUCAUGCAUUCGCUUCCAUUUCUGCCAUGUUUGAUUAGCAGCAGCUCUGAUUAAACUGGUUCCUGUGUUGGUGACAUGACUGAAGAUUUCCCAUCAAGCGAUUUAACUGCUGUCUUAUCUCUUUUGUUGGUUAUAGCUGAAUAUGACAAUGUUACCAUUAUAGCAUCCUAAAGUGUGCAGUACAAAACCUGAUGGCUGGAUUGUGAAGUUGUUCUCCAUGUUAAUUUCUAGUAAACACACUGGAACUGGCUCUUUUAAUAAAAAAUCAUUGAGAAGUAAAA